AUUUCUCUUGAGAUAAUUUUGUUUUUGGAUGUUAUUGCAAACGUAAAUAUUAUUUUCUAAGCUUCUUCAAAUUUUAGCUAGCUCGUGUAAUUUUGAGACAACUUUUUCGAGUUAAUUUAUUUGAACGUCUGCAUAACUGGCAACACUGCCACAACCGUGUUUGUACUUUGCGCGGCAAAGCAGCAAAUUAAAAUUGUUGUUCAGAAACAAACAUCGCCCUUUGCAGCCUCCAAGAUGGAUAAGAAAGUAAAGCAAGAGAUCAAGACUGAAGAAACGGAAACGAAACAGCUCACCAUAAACAGUUUGGAAAGUCUCGGGCCGUACAUUUUGGAGCAGGAUAAUGCGAAAAACUUCGUCUACGUUUCCGAUGUGCCGCAGCUCUGCAAGGAUGAGCCCUGUAUGCUUGGGGUGGAUGAAGCUGGCCGUGGACCAGUGCUCGGUCCAAUGGUGUACGGCAUUGCGUUCUGUCCUCUGUCGAAAAAGGACGUCCUGAAGCAGCUUGGCUUUGCCGAUUCCAAGCAGCUUACGGAGGAGAAGCGUGAUCAAAUAUUCGAUGAAAUGAACCGGAAAGACUAUGCGGUGGAAUCGCUUGGUUGGGCCGUUGAAGCCAUUUCACCCAACGUGAUCUCGAUGAGUAUGCUCAGGAGAACGAAACAUUCGCUCAACGAAGUGUCCAUGGAUUCGGCGAUUGGGCUGAUCAACGCUGCGAUCGAGGCCGGUGUGAACAUUGCCGAGGUGUACGUAGACACCGUGGGUCCGCCGGAAAAGUAUCAAGCCAAGCUGAAAGCCAUCUUUCCCAAGUUUAAAAUAACAGUCGCUAAGAAAGCCGACAGCACGUACCCGAUCGUAUCGGCGGCCAGUAUUGCUGCGAAAGUAACGCGUGACCAUGCGCUGAAGGUGUGGAAAUUCCGUGAACGACCAAAUGAGGAGGUAAACUCUUUCGGCAGCGGAUAUCCGGGUGAUCCGACGACGAAACAGUUUUUGGGUGAAAUUGAUCUCGUGUUUGGAUUUCCACGGUUGGUCCGAUUCAGCUGGUCGACGGCGAGCAAUGCGCUCGAAAAGAAGGCCUACGAUAUGGAGUUCGAGGAAGAGCCGGACGAGAAGGCUACGCAAAAGGCUACGUAUGGCAGUGAGAAGCUGUCGAAGUAUUUUUCGGCAUCCAAAAACGAAAACCGGAAGCGACACGAGUACUUUCGGGACCGAUGCUUGGAGCAUGUGUCUGAGAUUUAGGUAAAUUAUGUUUUCUGUCCAAUAAAUGUUAGCGUUGCGUUGAACCAAAUUGUAAUCGAA
Anopheles stephensi (Asian malaria mosquito) is the source of this 1290-nucleotide messenger RNA. Its product is annotated as ribonuclease H2 subunit A. Gene Ontology annotation, cellular component: ribonuclease H2 complex. The record is from RefSeq and is a predicted model, not a curated record. Bases 235 to 1230 code for a protein of 331 amino acids. Gene Ontology annotation, biological process: mismatch repair; DNA replication, removal of RNA primer. Gene Ontology annotation, molecular function: RNA-DNA hybrid ribonuclease activity; RNA binding. The transcript is spliced from 2 exons. Lineage: Eukaryota; Metazoa; Arthropoda; Insecta; Diptera; Culicidae.